UACAUCCAGGUACUCAGGUUCUUCAAUAUCUGGAUAACUUACUUUUAGCUGAAAGCUCAGAAAGCCAGUGUCGGCAGGCCACUCAGGACCUCCUAAACUUCCUUGCCGACUGUGGAUAUGAAGUUUCCAAACCGUAGGCCCAGCUUUGUAGGCAGGAGGUAAAAUACCUAGGGCUGGUCUUGUCUAAGGGCACUGGGGCCCUAGAUAAGGGACAGCUUCAACCAUGCUCGGCUUCCCCCAUCCCAAGACCUUAAAACAGUUACAGGGAUUCUUGGGAAUAACUGGUUUUUGCCGAUUACGGAUUCCCAGAUAUGGUGAAAUAGCAAAACCUCUGUGCACUCUAAUUAAGGAAACCCAAAAAGCUAAUACCCAUUUAGUACUCUGGGACCCGACAGCAGAGCAGGCACUACUGCAGACUCCAGCUCUAAGCCUUCCUACAGGAAACUUCUCCCUAUAUGUUACAGAGGAGUCAGGAGUGGCCCUGGGAGUUCUCACCCAGACUCGGGGAGCCACCCCACAACCAGUGGCAUACCUAAGUAAGGAAAUUAAUGCAGUAGCAAAAGGCUGGCCACACUGCUUAUGAGUCGUAGCUGCAGUGGCUAUGCUGGUCUCAGAGGCAGUUAAAAUAGUGCAAGAAAAAUAUCUAACUGUAUGGACUUCACAUGAUGUAGCUGAAAUUCUGGGCUCUAAAGGAGGCUUACGGCUGUCUGACAAUCGUUUCCUCAAAUAUCAGGCCUUAAUGCUCAAAGGGCCUGUACUUCAGCUGCAUACAUGUGCAGCCCUCAACCCAGCUACUUUCCUCCCUGAGACAGCAGCAGACGCAGAGCAUGAUUGUCAGCAGAUUACAGCUCAGAACUAUGACCUCUUAGAUACUCCUCUAGCCAACUGUGACCUUAACCUUUACAAUGAUGUAAGUUCCUCUGUGGAAAAUGGAGUUCAAAAAGCAGGAUAUGCAGUACUCAGUGAUCAAACAGUGCUUGAAAGCAAUUCCCUUUCACCUGGUGUUAGUGCCCAGCUGGCAGAACUGAUAGCCCUCACCCAAGCUCUAAAAUUAGGAAAAGGAAAGAAAGUCAACAUAUACACAGAUUCCAGAUACGCUUACCUGGUUUUGCAUGCCCAUGCUGCUAUAUGGAAGAAAAGAGAGUCCCUAACCUCAGCAGGAACUCCCAUUAAAUACCACAAGAAAAUUUUAGACUUAUUACAAGCUGUCCAAGAACCAAAAGAGGCAGCAGCCUUACACUGUCGGGAUCACCAGAAAGGAGAUGAGAAGGCAGCCGAGGGCAAUCGCCAGGCUGACCUAGAGGCCAAAGGGCAGCUAGACAAGCAUUUAUGA
Molecule: messenger RNA, 1333 nt
Organism: Callithrix jacchus (white-tufted-ear marmoset)
Lineage: Eukaryota; Metazoa; Chordata; Mammalia; Primates; Cebidae
Molecular function (GO): RNA-DNA hybrid ribonuclease activity; nucleic acid binding
Source: RefSeq, a predicted model, not a curated record